GGGGAGCAGGAAAACUUUGGACCUUGGCUUCAAGUGCUAAAAAUAAUUGGGCAAGAAUCCUGCUAAACUAAUACUAGAUUUACUCAAGUCUUUUUAUCACUUGGCAUUGAAGAUGUCGAGUUUUCUUACCUCUCUUGGAGGGGGCUCAAUGCCUUAUCAUAUGCGGGUAACCUCAUCCGGCUUCAACAAAUUCACAAUCGAAUUGACCAAGUCGACAGAAAUACCCUAUAGCUAUGAGGCAAAUAUUCAAUGACAGUUAAAGCACUCGAUGGAUUACACUUGUUUUGAUCUCAUAUUCCCUUGAUGUUUCUUGCCAAUUUCUAAACGAUUUGAAUACUGAUGUUGUAACAUUCCAAAUCCAUCGCUAAAUAUCUCCUUGUUCGAUAAAACGCCUUGACUCCACCCCUUGGCUUAGAAAACAAACUCAAAUUGUUUUUCCAUCCCUUGGAGAGCAGGAGAAAGAUGUAACUACUGAAUGGAACAAAAUCAUAUGCAUAACCUUCUUUACUGGGCGCAUGGGAAGAGAAAUCUACACAAUUGUUUCGUUUACAUUUGGAUACAACGGGAAAAUAGUCAUGACGAUACCGACAACUCAACAGCACCAGAACAGCGAGUGUCACUCACUAUCAAUCAGAUCGUAUCGCACGUCUGACGGAUCGAACCACUGGGGCUUCCGAGUGGUCUAAAUUUAGACAUACAUUCAACCUUCAGCCAGUGGGACUCUCAGCUGUCUCCCCACGCCCAUCCUGGACCUUCAGCACACGCAGGCAGGCAGUGCGCAAUCGCCCUCUAGUCUUAAGGUAUCCAGCAUUUACAAGGAUGAUACAUACGUCAGUCAACUGGACCUUGUUGUUAUAUCCGAUGAAUCGUCUACAAACUGUAUCCAAACAGUGAGCGAUUUGGCCUUGCCAACUAUCGCCAUACCAUGAAAUCACUCAUAUUCAUACCUACUGCAAGCCAUAGCUCCAAAUGGAUCCAGUGCUAAUAAGAGUUGGAUCUAAGACCCAAAAGUCAACUUGCUACUUGCUUGUCCCAAGACAGUUGCACUUUGACAGCAAUUUGUCUCUGAUUGUGGUUUGUGGUUGGUCUAAUGACUGUUACUAGGCCUCCAUGGCUGCAUUGAGAAGACAUCAAAACACAGUUAGUAUGUAUUUUUGCUCUCACAGAAGGCUGGAGUUUCAUGCUCCGAGUUUGGGUGUAGUGACUCGAACGGCGAUUUGGUUAAUCGUUAAAGCUGGGGUUACAGCGCAAACAUGGCUGCACACGACCCAAUGGAAUUUCAUCUGUGCCAGCCAUUCUCUUUGUUCCCAGAUGCGCUGGUCCACGUUGGCGGAAUCGACUUUACGGGUAACGAGAUAGGCCGCGUGGAGCUUUGUGAAUGAAAGACACGAUUUAGCUGAGCAUCAUUUCGCAGCAACUGAUCAUCAACGGUCAAUAACAAUUCAAUUCUGACACAGAAUUGUUGAGCCGCCAGAUCCGGUUGCAUACAUCAUCUCUGCUUGGCACCAAAAUUUGCUUCGUUUGGACGGACACGCCGCGGAGCCAAGGACUGUGCACGUUUCCGUACUCCAUCUCAUGGAUCAACCGAAAUUCCCCAUCGUAUCACAGUUUGAUAUUGCGCAUCUCCGUCAUCGCAGUUGGUGAAGGUGUCGAUCCGUCAUAGGAACAAAGAAGUUGGCACGAAUAAUCAAGUUCAGAGUUGUAAGAUAUCACACCUGGUUUCUUAUCACGACAAUUAAGAGCAACCAUUACAUGUCUCAAACUUGGCGUAUCAUAGGACAAAGGUUCAUGGCUAAACAUCAGCAACGCGGUUCACGCAGACAAGUUGGUUGAUCAGUGAUGGCCGAUAUGCACCAUUGCUGCACGUUGGCGAUCAUACCGCCAGACCAGGUCAAUUGAUUGUGUUCAUAAUCGCAGCCCCAAGUUGCAGGACACGAUCAACGCUUCGAAAGGGUUGGAUAAGAGAAGAUGAAGAUGGAAAGACAACACCAAGGUCAGGGGCAGGGUUCAGGGGACUAACCAGGUGGGUCAAACAUGGAAUGAGGAUCGGGGCCAUGCGGGCAAAAAAAAGCAUCAUCUUGGGCCCGAAUGUUGACCCGCCUCGAUGCUCAGCUUUUUAUGGCGAUUCCUCGUAUUCACCUGGGAACGAGGCGACUUCUUACCCCUUCUUGACCUCCUACUGUCCUCUACCCUUCCCCUCCAACCUGUCAAUUGAUAUGACAUACUUCCCAUGGGUCUCGGGAGCUUUUUAAAGAAUACGAAGGGCAGGACGAUGGGCUCAUACGGAGACAAUCACACAAUAUUGGCUCCUCUUAUACAAGCCUGUCCAUCUGCCGUUACAUCCACGGUGACAUCACAAAGCUCAUGAAGCUCCGUAUCCUAGCGGCGUAUGAACGGGUUGAUGAGACGCCGCCGUAUGAGCAACGGAAGGACAGGUACCAGGGGGGUCAACGGAUGUGGUAACGGUGGCCCCACGGACAAAAUUACUCGUGCAACCGUUUACGUGGUGAUGGAGUUGAAUGAACGCCUGUGCAGCAAGAACCAAGAACCAAGACCUAACCAUACCAAAGGUGGUGGUAUAUCGGAAUUGCGACAACCGACUUCUGUUGAUGGCCCAGCCUGUAUGGCCAAUAAUUACUAAACAAUGGCUGAAACCGUUAUCAAGUUUCUAUAGCAAUUGGAUGUUCCAAGAAUGAGCAGUUGUGCCCUUGUUAUCAGACGGUCAGUGCCUCAGCUCAAUCUCUGGUCAACUUCAGGUCAAGCAGUCACUACGCCUCAUGUCUUGCACUGACCUCCACUGUGUUCACUGACAAGAAAUGAGGGCUACACAGGCUAGACAGGCCUUGUUGAGCCGCCCUUGGGCACCCAAAUUCCACCAAAGCCCAUCCCUUCCAGGCUCCCCGGGCUGCUCAGAGCUUAACCCGCCCUUCCCUCUGGUCUCUGCGACUGGGUUUGUAGUAGGCGGAGGAUGUAGCCGGCCGCCGGCUGAACUUGGCGGGACGACAGAAGCGCUACACGAGACCUAGCUCUUUGCCUAGUGCCCGAGUGGCUGUCGUUGAAAACUGCAAGCGGUUCCCGCCCAAGCCUAAAAAAGAAACACCCAUAGCGAUUUUUGUCUAGAUCUCCAACAACCUUGGGCCUUUGCCACUCAGCAGACAAAAAACAAAAGUCACAGCAGCAAAUAAGAAAACAGCAUACUUGGGCCAUUGUGAUAGUUGUCUGCAGCUCAGCCUCCUCUUGCCAAGACCAGUCUAGGUCUCGGGGCUUUUAGCAGGACAGAACAGAUCCCCUCACCUAACCACGAUUUACCACCACAGGCUGCAUUUAACACCCAAACUCUCCUCUUCGCCCUGAAGUUGAGUUCAAUCUCGCAGUUGGCCUGACGUGACGGACUCAGCUCGUGUAACACCCAUCACUCACUCCACUGCCUCCACUUCCUCCACUCCCUCACUCACACUCCGCAACGCCUCGGUCGACUGUCAAUUGCUUACAGUACUGUGCAGUACCGGCAGGCGGCACACCUUUCACUUUCUUGGUCCCUUUUGCUUCUCUCAUCCUCACAUCACCAGCUGUGCUCCAUUCAUAGACCCGAGCAGACUCCUCUCUUGUACGCUAGAGCCACCUCCUGUCUGCUUGGCACACGACACUCUUCAUCAUCGAUAAAGGGAAUCACUCACCCCUCUUGCUGGCUGUCGUCUGCACGUUGUUGAACCCUAGCUUGCUUGCUGCACUGUCUUCACCACUCACCGUCUGAGAUCUCGCCUCCUCAACCUCACCACCUGCUCUCAGCCAGUCGUCUCUCGUACCGUCCCCAAAUAGCAAACCCAAAAAAAGCUGCCAUCUGUCUUGGGUCCGCAAUUCUGGACUAUUCUCAGCCGCUAAACGUCCUCUGCAUAUCCGUCUCCAGUCUUCUUCAGGCCUGAUAUCACCCUGCUCAACUUACAAAACUCAACCUUCUCCCUUCCUUCAAACCUCCUCACUCACUUCUACAUCAUGGCAUCUGUCGACACCAAGAACGACUACAGCAUGGAGGCAGGAUUGUUGAGCACUGACCGAGAAGAGAGGACCAUGUCGUCAAAGGAAGCACUACUCCAGGAUUCGGAAUCUGCCCAGACCAUCCCAAGGACAAAGACCAGAAGGAUAUCCCCAGCUGGCAAGGCCUUGAUUGCUUUGGCCGCUUGCUGUCUUCUGGGCGCCGGUGUAGCAUCCAUUGGAGGCGCUACCCGAUUCUGCCCUGGACAUCUCCGCCAUAGUGAUGUUGGAAAGCAUGGCAUGAACGCUCAUCGACCAAAUCUUUCCGAUUCCAUGGCCCAGAUGGUUCGACGACAAAACACACCACCACCUACCGAUACAGCGCAGGGCACUGACCCUACCGAUGCCGCUUCUGAUGGCGCUUCCAAUGCUCCCUCGGGCGGCUCUUCAGGCGGAGCCUCUGGUGGUGCUUCGAACACCGUGCAGCAACCCACUGCUACGGCUGAUGAACCCACGAACGAGGCUAGCAAGACUGCUGUUCAGCCUUCCGCUACCGCCGGAGAGCCAACCGACCAGGCCAGCGCCACAGAUGAGGCCUCAAACACCCAGGCCCAACCGUCAGCUACUCAGCCAUCUGCCACCAGUGAGCCUUCCUCACCCUCGCGCCCUGCGAGCUCAGAACCUGAGGAACCCACCUCUAACCCGGAUACAGGCCGACCUUCUGCCACUGCCCAACCUACCGAGGACUCAGCUACUGAAGCAUCUCCUUCUGCCACGGAAUCCCAAGAGGAGCCUACUCAGCCUGCAUCCUCAGCCGCUUCUACACAGCGAACCACCCGCAGGACCACGGAGAACCGACCCUCGUCCACUCAAGACUCUUCCCCUGAAUCGACCACCGAUGAUUCCGAGGCCACUGCCACUGGUACGUCCGUUUCGGAAGAGGAACCUUCUGAGACUGUUCCCUCUUCUCGUGCUUCAACUUCCAAUCCUUCUGCUCCUAGUGCUGCAACCUCCACUGCUGCCAGUACGUCUACUCGAAGAACUUCUUUGCCUGAUACCUCCUCUUUUUCUGAAUUACCGUCCGAGACGGCUUCUUCGGGUGAGACCCUUCAAUCCACCGCCCUUGAUGAUACUUCCUCUGUUAUCGAAACUGCCACCGUUCCCUCGUCCACUGUCGCCGAAGCUACCACUGUCCUCCCCGAUUCAACUUCUGAGUCAGCUUCCGGGUCAACUCAAGAGUCGGAAACAGCCUCCCAGGCUUCAGAGGAGACAGAGACGACUACCGGUAUGUGGGACGGACGAGCAGCAACAGGGCUCUUUCCAGGGACACUGCUGCGAAUCCAACUCCCCAAACCUGUUGUGAUAUUACUGUUUCGUGUCAUCUCCACAACCUGAUGCCUUGACUUCGUGACUUUCGCAAGUGCGCCAAAACUUGAAAAUGCCUUUUGACCAUUGAUUGCCUCUGCGUUGACUACACACUUUUGCAAACGAUUACCAUCUGAGCGUAUAUGCUAACAUAGAGACAGACCAGGAAACCGUAAGUCAGACAGACGAGGCUUCACGAACCUCAGAAGAUGCCGAAAGCGCGACUGAGACCAAGUCCGCACGAAGCACUGUGACUGGAACAGGUACCAGACGAACUUCGAGUGCAGUGCCCAAGACCUUCACUUCUACGCUUGAAGAUGGUGGUAUUACAACCCUGACUUCGACUUCUUGGGUUGAGGUUGUCCCCUCAGCCGAAAAUACUGCUGGCAGCGACCCUGACCUUCAGAACGCCGCUCCUCGAUCCGCCGGUUCAGUUCUUGCCGCAGUCGUGGGUAUGGUCUUUGGUGGUUUCAUUCUCCUGUAAAUGGAUUAUUGACACAUCGACCUCACCUUAAACCGAACCAAAAUGUCACGCAGAUCCCGUGGCGAACGAACUUAUGGCCCCAUUGCAACCACCAGCUUCUUCAGAAUGGGUUCAUCCUUACGAAUAUCACGGUCCUUUCUUCAUGGGUAUAAAAUCAGGAUAAUAGACUUGGGGGAAGCAUCAGACGGGAUUAAUCAAUAGACAAGAACUUCCACAUACGGUUGUAUCUUGGGGGAGAUUUGGUUCAUUAAUGGCGUCCAGCAUAUAUGCCGAACAUGGAUCGUAUUUAAAAUGCAUAGUACAUGAGCGAAUACAAGCAUUUGAGUUUGCAUAUUGCACAUUCCA
Messenger RNA from Fusarium verticillioides 7600, 6166 nucleotides. RefSeq lists its product as hypothetical. The transcript has 2 exons. The coding region runs from base 3994 to 5367 and encodes 457 amino acids. The record is from RefSeq and is a predicted model, not a curated record. NCBI's taxonomy places the organism in Eukaryota, Fungi, Ascomycota, Sordariomycetes, Hypocreales, Nectriaceae.